AUGACCGCCUUUGCCGCCAACUCGGUCUUCGCGCGGCUGGCGCUGGGCGAUGGCGCGAUGGACCCGGCCAGUUACACGCUGAUCCGCAUCCUCGCCGGCGCUUUGAUGCUGGUGCUGCUGGUCGGCCUCGGCGCGCGCGGGCGCGGCCGCAUGCGCAGCACCGGCUCCGUCGCGUCGGCACUGGCGCUGUUCGGCUAUGCGGCCGGCUUUUCCUACGCCUAUGUCGCGCUUGAAACCGGCAUCGGCGCGCUGAUCCUUUUUGCCUGCGUGCAGGCGACGAUGAUCGGCUGGGCGGUGGCGCGGGGCGACAGGCCCUUGCCGCUCGAAUGGCUCGGCCUGAUCGCCGCCUUUGCCGCUUUCGUCUGGCUGGUCUCGCCGGGGCUGGCCGCGCCCGAUCCGCUCGGCGCGGCGCUGAUGGCCGGUGCGGGUAUUGCCUGGGGCAUCUAUUCGCUGCGCGGACGCGGUGUCGGCGAUCCGCUGGCCGGCACGGCGGGGGCCUUCGUGCUCGCGGCGCCGCUCGGCGUCGGGCUCGCGCUUGUCGGAUUGGCCGGCCUUGCGGCAAGCCCGUUCGGCGUCCUCAUGGCUGUGGCGUCAGGGGCGCUGGCGUCGGGUCUCGGCUAUGCGCUGUGGUAUCGCGUGCUCGGAUCGCUGACCGCGACGCAGGCCGGCAUCGUGCAGCUCACCGUGCCGGUGAUCGCCGCGCUCGGCGGCAUCGCGUUCCUGGGCGAACCGCUGACGCUGCGCUUCGCCCUCGCCUCGACCGUCAUUCUGGGCGGCGUUGCCGUCGCCAUCGUCGCACGCGGCAAGCGCGGGCCGGCACCGUCCGCCGUCAUCCGGUCGGAUCAGUAA
Messenger RNA from Effrenium voratum, 849 nucleotides. The record is from the annotation of a GenBank genome assembly. NCBI's taxonomy places the organism in Eukaryota, Dinophyceae, Suessiales, Symbiodiniaceae.